AUGGAGGCAGCCAGGGGUGUAACGGCCACAGAGGCGGGUCAGAGCACGGGAGAAGCGCGGGCCGGCCCCUGUAGAGAGCCGGUGGCGCCGGGGUUGACGGGAGCGGCACACGUAAUUCAUGGACGUAAGGCUAGCACAUACUUGGGGAUCUUCGAUAGUCCACCGCCUCCAGAUGGCAGCGGCAAGUCCGGUAAGGCAGGUAAAACAGGCAAGAAGGUGCUGACGGGCGCGAGCGGGGACGAGGGUGUGACCGCUGCGGAGGACCCAUGGAAGAAGAAGAAGAAGAAGAAGCGCGAGGAGCGCGAGAGCGAGUGGGGCGGUGCCAAGCUUGCAGCGCUGGCCUCCGAGGCGCAGCAUGAUCUCGAGCUGUACACACAACGGUCGUCAGCGAUCGUUUCCUCGCACGAGUCAUUGGGCAAGCCGAUUUCGUCUGCAACAUACUUCCCGCACAAAUAUAAGGAAGAUGCGAGCGGAGGUGUUGCCGGGCAGGGCCGGAAGGUGCUAUCAGUCGAGUUGGAUAGUGAGGUGUCUUCCCUCUCUGCGUCAGACGAAGAAGCUAUCGAAGACUCCGAGGAAGACGAAGAAGACGAGAAAAGCGAUGGAAACCGUACCCAAGAGGACGAGUUUGAGGAUGACGACGAACGUGAUGUUAUUUCAUCUUCUGAAACGCGGGAAUUUCCGCUCAAGGUGGAGCUACAACCAUUCACAGAUAACGUGGGUGGACAUACAGCCAUUUUCAGAUUCAGUGAGCGUGCUGUAUGCAAAGCACUAGUCAAUCAGGAAAACAGCUGGUACGAAACAAUCGAGCUCAAACAUCCUGACUUGUUGCAGUUUAUGCCACGCUAUUUCGGCGUACUCAAUGUUCGGCAGCACUUUACAUCAAAGGGCGAAUUUCUGAACAGUAUCCAAGCGAAAGACCGCAAAGUAGCAGAUAUUGGUAAUCCUCCACCGUCUCCAGAUAACGUGGAAGCACCCGCGACUCCCAGGUUGGAGCCUUUGCAUCAUACUACAUCACUGCCUCUCGUAGAGGAAAACCCCCUGCCCGAGGUAUGCCUAAAUGACAAUAAACAUAUAAUCCCAGAUUCCCUAUGGAGCAAAUAUUCGCAUUCGCCAUCAUCCUUGCCAAGCCAGGAAUCCUGGGCAGCUAAGAGCGAGUGUCUUGUCAAUUCAAACACUCAAGGGCGUACCGGCAAUGACACGGCAGGUCAUUCAUCAUACCCCACAGGAUCGACAUUAAUCAAUACCCGCUUGAAGGAAUUAAUCAUAGAAGAGGUAUUCGGGCAGUCAUCUAACCGGACCCAACAGCCUAUUUUUCAUGACAACCAUGCCCAUCAGCAUCGCAACUUCCGUAAUAGUAGCAUUCCUAUAGAUAAAAACUCAGGUGAUACCAUGCGGAUACAAUCUAGCGAUUGUUUGACUAACUUCCCCAAGAGUAAACAGUCGCGCUCGUCUUCCACCUCGUCUUCGACUGCAAACAAAUUCAUUUCUAAGAAGAAAAGACACGAUUCCCAUAAUUCCUUAGUAGAUCUAAGAGAAAUGCACCGUGGCCUGUAUUGUGGUCCAGAAAAUGAACUAUUUAAAUUGGAGGACGAUUUAUCCCUAACUGCAUCUGUUCCUAACUCACCACAGUCCAAAUCCCAGCAUGAGUCAGUUUCUUACGAAGAGCAUUCCCACACUGUUGUCUCUAAAUUUAUACUGUUGGAGGAUUUAACACGCAAGUUGAACAAACCUUGCGUCUUGGACUUGAAAAUGGGCACAAGACAGUACGGUGUGGAUGCCAAGCGGUCUAAACAGUUGUCGCAGCGCGAAAAAUGUAGAAACACCACUUCUCGUAAGCUUGGAGUUCGUAUCUGCGGCCUCAAAAUAUGGAACAAGGACUACUACAUUACCAGGGAUAAGUACUUUGGUCGCCGCGUAAGAAUCGGCUGGCAAUUUGUUCGUGUGUUAGCCAGGUUCUUAUACGAUGGCGUUUCUAGGAGGAGUAUUCUGAAGCAGCUACCUUGCUUAGUCAGGCAGUUGGAAACCUUGUACAGCGAAGCUAUUAAGUUGAAGUCGUACCGUAUGUACGGCUCAUCAUUGUUAUUGAUGUAUGAUGGUAAUAAUCCCUCUAGCAAGCGCUGUAAGGUGAAGUUAAAUCUCAUAGACUUUGCCCGGUGCGUGACUAAGAAGGAUAUUGACACAAGCAUUGGGACCUUCCGAAUCCCGCCCAAGAACCCCGAACUUGAGGACAGAGGGUUCUUGCGCGGCCUUCGGUCCCUCAAGUUCUACCUACUAGUCAUUUGGAACCAUUUAACCGGGGACCAUCCGUUGGUUUACGACGAAGAAAGCUUGCAAGAGUUCUUGGAUUCUGACGAUUCAUUCCAAAAGCCAUGGGACUGGAUCGAGGAAUUCGACAAGGAAGACGAGGCCAGGGUACACGACCCAAACGAUGAAUUGAGAAAGAAAUGGCGCAAGUAUGAAUUGAUUUUUGACGUCGAACCCCGCUGCGCAGACGACGAUGUUAGCGAGUGA
Messenger RNA from Eremothecium gossypii ATCC 10895, 2511 nucleotides. It is a transcript of the gene KCS1, whose product is annotated as inositol polyphosphate kinase KCS1. NCBI's taxonomy places the organism in Eukaryota, Fungi, Ascomycota, Saccharomycetes, Saccharomycetales, Saccharomycetaceae. Gene Ontology annotation, biological process: inositol phosphate biosynthetic process; phosphatidylinositol phosphate biosynthetic process. Bases 1 to 2511 code for a protein of 836 amino acids. The record is from RefSeq and is marked provisional. Gene Ontology annotation, cellular component: nucleus; cytoplasm. Gene Ontology annotation, molecular function: inositol hexakisphosphate kinase activity. The transcript has a single exon.